This is a messenger RNA of Micromonas pusilla CCMP1545, 1284 nucleotides long. RefSeq lists its product as uncharacterized. Lineage: Eukaryota; Viridiplantae; Chlorophyta; Mamiellophyceae; Mamiellales; Mamiellaceae. The transcript is spliced from 2 exons. The record is from RefSeq and is a predicted model, not a curated record. Gene Ontology annotation, cellular component: membrane. Gene Ontology annotation, biological process: lipid metabolic process. The coding region runs from base 1 to 1284 and encodes 427 amino acids. Gene Ontology annotation, molecular function: oxidoreductase activity, acting on paired donors, with oxidation of a pair of donors resulting in the reduction of molecular oxygen to two molecules of water.
AUGAAACGCGUCGACACCGCGAAAGACGUGGGCGCGAAGACGUUCACCGCCCGCGAGCUCCUCGCUACCGCGACGAGCGGGAAGGAUGACCGCCUCCUCAUCGCGAUCGACGGGCGCGUGCACGACGUCACCGGUUGGACGAAACAUCACCCCGGUGGCGCGACGCUUUUGAAACAGCACGCGGGCCACGACGCCUCGGACGUCUUCGCCGCGUUCCACGCGCCGGAGGUGUACCGGAAGCUCAGAGCGUUCGACGUCGGCGCCGAUCUGAAAAAACAAAACCGCGCGCGCGAGCUCGCGGCGUUCCGCGACCUCCGCGAGCGCGUCCGCAAGGAGGGCCUGUUCGAGCCGUCGUACGCGCACAUGUUCGGGACGUUCCUCAGGCUGUUCGUCAUCGGCGCGUUCGCCGCGGUGUUCUCGUUCGCGCCGAACUCGACGCCGCGCGGUCGGAUCCUCGGCGCCGCGCUCCUCGGGCUCUUCUGGCAGCAGAGCCUCCUCAUCGCGCACGACGCGUGCCAUCGCGUGAUGACGACGAACACCAAGGUAGACAAGUGGAUCGGGAGCGUCUUCGGGACGCUCAUCGGCGGCGUCGGCGCCGCGUGGUGGAACAUGGAGCACUGCGAGCACCACUGCGUGACGCAAGUCGUCGGCGGCGACCCGUCCGCGGGCGCCGCGCCCGUGUUGUGCUUGGAACUGCAGACGAAAGGCCUGCCUAAGAUUGGCCGCGCGCUCGUGAAGCUUCAGGCGCUGUACUACGUCCCCGUGUGCAUCUUCAUCGGGAGGUUCAACCUGCACUUGAUCUCGAUCUUGAAAGCGCCGAGCAAAGGAAAGGCGCUCGACGUCGCGUUGAUGACCGGAUACAUGUCCUACGUGUACGGCUUGACGCGGCUCGUCCCGGAGAGCGAGCGGUGGAGAUGGUUCAUGAUCGCGAACGCGGUGUGCGGGGUGUUACACUUGAUUCUGAACAUGAACCACUACCCGAUGCCGAUGCUCUCGUUUCCAGAGUCACAGGCGUUGGGGUGGCUGCGGUUUCAGUGCGUCACGACGAUGAACAUCGCGUCGUCGUCGCUCACGGGGUGGUACUAUGGCGGCUUGGAGUGGCAGAUCGAGCACCACCUGUUCCCGACGAUGCCGAGGCAUAACCUCAGGAAAGUGUCGCACCGCGUCAAGGAACUGUGCUUGGCGAACGGAGUGCCGUACCACGUCGCGGAAGGGGGGUUCUGGGACGCGAACUGGAGCGUGAUGAAGACGCUCCACGACGUCGCGCGGGGGCUGGUCAUUUGA